Messenger RNA from Cyprinodon tularosa, 887 nucleotides. RefSeq names its product mannose-binding protein C-like. The coding region runs from base 89 to 718 and encodes 209 amino acids. The transcript has 5 exons. The record is from RefSeq and is a predicted model, not a curated record. Lineage: Eukaryota; Metazoa; Chordata; Actinopteri; Cyprinodontiformes; Cyprinodontidae.
ACUCCAAAAUCUUUAGCCACAGUAAGUGUUUAACUAGCAAAGAAUAAACACAUCCUGGAUAAACAUAUUCUGACAAAUCCAAGACUACAUGGAUAAGAUGAAGCUUUGGUUUCUCUACUGUGUUUCCUGCCUGAUGGUUCCUAUGAGCUGCGGUCAGCUGCCGGGGCCCCAGGGGCCCCAAGGUGAGAAAGGACGUAAAGGGUUCCCAGGACCACCCGGGUCCCUAGGAACACCCGGGUUACCAGGACCUGCCAUCGUCUGUGGAGGAGAUCGCUUUGAUUCCAUUGAACAAAAACUCCAAAGACUGAAGAUGAUCGCUGCAAAGAUAGACCUCGCUGUUAGCUUUGACUUUGUGAGGAAGAUAGAUCAGAGAUACUUUGUGUCCAACAAGGAGAGAGGAUCGUUCCUGACGGCCGUGGAGUUCUGCUCCCAACAUGGCUUAGAAGUGGCUCUGCCCCAGAGUGAGGAGGAGAACCGGAAACUGAUUCAGCUGCUUGGUGAAGCUGAUAAAAGAGCCUGGAUCAACAUCAACAGUCAGAAAGCAGAGGGGAACUUCCAGGCUGACAUGAAAAAUCAAGCCCUGAAUUUUACCAAAUGGGGAGAAAGUCAGCCGGAUCCAACCGUUCAGGAUACUGGCUGCAGCGUGGUCACUGAGAACGGCACCUGGAGACUGACCAAAGACUGCUCUCUGGACGCUUACAUCAUCUGUCAGAUAUAGAAAUCUAACAUACAGCUUCUCUGCCUUUUCUCACUUUUUGUCUUUCCUUUUGCCCUGAUUAUAUCAUCUUUAUGACCUAUAACUUUUACAUAAGCAAACGCCUAUUAACUGACCUGCAUAGCAAAAUAUCUCCGUUUAUAAAUAUUCAAUCGUGUGGUAUUUGGCAUUA